AUGAAUGAAACACUCAAAUUAGUUCUAGUGGGGUAGUUAGGAGCAGGGAAAACUAGUCUCUUACAGUCUCAUAGAUAAUAAGAGUUCCGAGCUCACAAUGCGCCCACGGUGGCUGUAGACUUUGCUGGAGUUAAAAAUGUAGAAGUGAAUGGGAGGCUUUAUGAUAUUUCUAUCUGGGACACAGCAGGUUAAGAGAAAUUUAGAUCAAUAACGAGGAUGUCUUUAUAAGUAUGAAAAUGACAAAAAUAAUAGAAUGCCGAUGUUGCAAUCCUUUGUUUCGAUUUGAGUGACCCUGAUUCAUAUAGACAUCUAUAAGGGUGGAUCGACUUUUUAUAGGUGAAUUGUGUUUCUGAAAUGGGAAUUAUAAUUGUGGGAACAAAAAUGGAUUUACCAACUUUUUAUAAUAAGGAAGAUCUAUAAAAAUUUCUCUAAACUUUGAAUUCAUAAUAAUAGUAGUUAAAAUUAUUUCUUACUUCUGCCAAGACUCGAGAGGGGAUUGAUGAAACCUUCUAAUACGCUUAUGAAUAGGGGGCUAAAAUAAAAAUGAAAGCCUCGCAAAUGGAGAAAUCAAUUUUACUUGUUCCUCCUGAAUCAACUAAGAAGCGUAAAUCAUCUAAUAGAAAAUAUUUUGAGGGUUGUUAUUGUUGUUGAUGUUGAGGGCAGUGAUUCAAUAUAUUUAUUAGCGAAAAGGAAAUUGGUUUCAGAUUUGAUAUUUCCUUUUAUAUAAAAAAACAC
Molecule: messenger RNA, 735 nt
Organism: Paramecium octaurelia
Lineage: Eukaryota; Ciliophora; Oligohymenophorea; Peniculida; Parameciidae
Source: the annotation of a GenBank genome assembly